UCUUCUUCGCUACUCUCUCUGUGUUAUAUAAACAGCCAAACAGAAGCUCAAUUAAAAAAUCGGAAACAACAAGAUGCCCAAACUCAAAUCCCUAAGCGGCGCCAUUUCACCGAUCAACACACAGUUUAACAACAACGAAAACUCCGCUCUCAUCAAAUACUUCUGCUCCGGCGGAUCUCCGAUCACCUCGAUCAACAAUGACGUCGCGUUUUCAUCUCCGGAGAUCACCACCAAAUCCUCUUCCGGAAGUAACAGCGUCGGAAGACGAUCGUCAUUCUCGUCGCUGUCUUCCAUACAAAAUGUGAUGAUGAUGUCGCCGUCGCCGUCGCAUAAGGUUGUGUAUCGGACGCCGACGAUGAAAGUAGUGGAUGAUGAUGUGCUUGUGAUGGACGGAGUGUUGGUUGAGAAUUCGUCGGCGUCUUCUAAAGGCAGUAAUAAGUUCUCUUCCAGGUAUAAACUAAUGACGUCGGAUCAUUCGUCGUUUCAUUCUUGUGGCUCGUCGUUUAACUCUGGCAAUGCUGAUCCUACGUCGUUUAAGAGUGAGCUGUGUCGUUCUUGGGAGAAUUUUGGACAUUGCCGUUACGGUUCCAAAUGUCAGUUUGCACAUGGACAAGAAGAAGUACGACCCGCUUGUUUCAACUAUUCUGAAUCAUCUUCGUCAAGAUCAUAUGCGCAAGCAGUCGCACCGGAGUCUUCUACAUCUCCAUUGGCUCCGAGAGAUGAAGGAAUCCAUAUGAGCAGCACCGUCAAUGUAUCUGAAUACCCUGGUUUGGACAUUAUCAGCCCAGAUGUUAAAACUGGCCAUUACAGGAAACAAAGAAUGCACACCAACUCAGAAUCGUCCAAGAAAAGCUUAAACUCUACUCUCAAUGAUCAAACCGCAACGGACAAUCUCUCCACCCAAACAGAACUCCCCGAGAAAAUCUCCACAGUUGAUACAAUUUAUAAACCCUGGUUUCCCUCUGACGAUGGCAUUGAGUGUGCUUUACCGGGAGAUGAAUCGGAAUUAUCGAAGGAAGAAUUUGAUGCUCAUGUUCAGAAAGUUCUUUAUGAUCCAAGUACAAGGAAGAGGCUGUCUGUGUUUGCUGAAUUUUGUCAAAACCAGGAGGAGUAACCAAAUGUUCAACUCUGGUUAGUAAAAACUAUACUACUCUCUAUUAGGUAUAUUUGCUCUAGUCAUUUUUUUUUCCUCUUCUGUUAAUCAGAUUGAGUGAUGGUUACUAGGUUGGGCAUAUAGAAUUAUAGAAAAUGUUCUGAAAUUACAAUUGCAUAGUGCUGUAUAGAACAUGAGAAAGAUAUAUAGAUUGCCUAGAUAAAGUAGUAUGGGAAAAAGCCAAUAAAUAAUUCUUUGCCUA
Mercurialis annua (annual mercury) is the source of this 1355-nucleotide messenger RNA. RefSeq lists its product as uncharacterized. The record is from RefSeq and is a predicted model, not a curated record. The coding region runs from base 74 to 1114 and encodes 346 amino acids. The transcript has 3 exons. Gene Ontology annotation, molecular function: metal ion binding; mRNA binding. NCBI's taxonomy places the organism in Eukaryota, Viridiplantae, Streptophyta, Magnoliopsida, Malpighiales, Euphorbiaceae.